Molecule: messenger RNA, 1614 nt
Organism: Capronia epimyces CBS 606.96
Lineage: Eukaryota; Fungi; Ascomycota; Eurotiomycetes; Chaetothyriales; Herpotrichiellaceae
Exons: 1
Coding region: 1-1614 (537 amino acids)
Source: RefSeq, a predicted model, not a curated record
AUGCAACUCAGAAAUAUGGAAGAAGUCGCUCAGCGACUUGAGCAUCUGAAAGCCAGACUUAUAAAAGUGUGCGAGAUCAGUGGGAUACCCGGAUGUUCCAUCGGAGUCAUUCAUCAUGGUGAAACGGUUUGGAAGGCGAACCUCGGAUAUCGUGACGUCGAGCGACAACUGAGCCCUCAGUCGGACACCAUGUUCAACCUUGACUCAUGUACCAAGGCAAUAACAGCUGCAGGCCUUGGUUGCCUGGUGGCGGAUGGAAAAGUGCAAUGGACCACACCGGUCCGAGACAUACUGCCUGAAUUUGGUGCCUUGGGAGACAUCAUCGACAGCCUGAUCACGCCUCUUGAUUUGUUGUCCAUGCGUUCUGGCCACACUAUGCUCGACUCCCUGUCGUGGCAGGGCAACAAUCAUAUCUUCUUCGACAAGGCAGACACGGUGACACUCUGGAAUGCCACCCCGCGACUGGGCAGCUUCCGCAGCUCUUACAUCUACAACAAUUGGGGAUAUGCCAUCAUUGGGAUAGUCAUUGAGACUCUGAGCGGGAAGAAGCUCCAUGACUUCCUCAAGGAGAAAUUCUUUGAUCCAUUACAUCUGAGUCGCACCAAGAUGACGGACUUCACACCAGACGACAACAGUUCGCUCUGCUAUGCAGUCCUUGACGACAUGACUCCAGUAACUAUCCCAGCACCUGCCAUAGGGAACAAUGUCUUCAUGGAGGGCGCAUCUGGGCUCUUGUCCACCAUUGAUGACCUCAUGGUACUCUACAGCAGUUUCGUGACGGCCAUCAAUGACCAGCUUGCACGACAGUCGAAUUCGACGAAGGACAAUCCUUUCAAAGAAUGUGGGACUCUGAUCAAGGGCCACAGCUUCCUGGAGAACAGCAUGGUCCUUAGAGAGCAGUCAUAUGGCUGUGGCUGGAUCCGAUGUGAGUUACCGGGACCUCUGGGGAUGAUUAGCAUGAAUCCGACCCUGGUUUCGAUGCCCGAGGCCGCCAAAGGGUCGCCUUCCCAUCUAUGCAUUUAUCACCAAGGUCUGAUGCCAGGUUCCUCUGCUAAUGUCGCCUUGCUGCCCGAGACAGAGACCGUGGUUGCAGUCCUGGCAAACUCCUCGCCACUCGGUGAUGGAGCGGACUGGCUUUCUCAGAUGAUCCUAGAAGAGGUAUUAGAAUCCCCGGUGAGGCAUAACUAUGAGGAUCUGGCGCGGCAAGCCGCUUCCAAGGUUUUCGAUCACAUACCUUCGAUGCAUCGCACGCAGGAGAGCAGCCGCAAACUUGGAACAAAGCCUUCGCUAGGCCUCAAGGACUAUGCCGGGAGAUAUCUCCACAAUACCACGGGCUUCUGGAUCGAGAUCAAGGCGCAAGGCGAGGCUCUAUCUAUUGCAUUCAUGGGCCUCGGGAUCGAGACAUAUGAGCUCCGACACUACGAACAUGACACUUUCUCGUGGCUCAUGUCUUACAACGACGCAGCGCGGCGAGGACGCUUCGUGCAUUACUACAACUCCGAACAUUUCCUGAUUCGGUUCGAGGGCGUUGACAGAGGAAUUGACAGAUUCUACUGGCAUGCUUCACGAGAUACUGGGCCCGAACCAUACCUCUUUCUGAAAGCCCAAGUCUGA